AUGCAUACACCAUUGUUGCCAUGGAGACACGAAUAAACAAAGCUCAGCAGAGUGAGGAAAGAUGGAAAGAGAUUGAGGAGGAGAGAGACUCACUGAAGGAGCAACUCAAAGAGGAGCUCGGUAGGCUGGGGGGCUUUGAAAGCAACAGCACAUCUUACACAUCAGAAAAACAACAGGAACCGGAUCAAACCAUAACAUCCCUCCGGGCAUCUCUAGUCUCAUCCCAACAGGAAGUGGUCAGUCAGAGUGAGAUCAUAAAUGCCCUAAGUCGUGACCUGGCCCAGGCUCAUGCUCGGCUCUCUGAUAUGACAGGAGAACUUAGUGAACAGCAGAAGUUAGAGUUGGAAAGUCAUAAAGCUUUGGUGGUAGACCAGAAGAUUCAACUGAGCAUGCUCACACAGAAGCUAACCAUGAUGUCACAACUAGUGCAACAGAAAGAUGAAGAGACAAAGAAACUGAGAGAAAAACUGAGACAAACUGAAGAGGAUUCGAAAAGUAAAGCAGCAGCAUACAGAGAGAUGGAGAACACAAGCCUUGUUCCACUUCAAACCUCAAGAAACACUAAAGAUGUGGCAGUCAUGACAGCUCCUAAUGAUGUCAUCAAUCAGGGGUCAAAACACAAAGGUCAUCGCCGCGAGGAAGCGAUUCUUCAACAGCAGGAAGGUUUGCGUGACAUGAGAGAGCGAAUCAGAGCUAUUGAACAGAAGUGGCCUAGCAAGCGUCCGUCCCAGCAGGGGGAGCCAGAGAGACAGGGUCAGAAGAAGACUCAGAGACUUCAGAGAUCUGCAGCUCGGAGAGGAUCCAUCAGUUCUGUGAGUGGUUUUGCGUUCCCUGAAGCUCUGACCGAGGCAGCACGAGAGCGUACAGCCAGACUGGACAUGUCUGAUGCUCUGGAGCUCAGUGAGACAACAUACCUGGAGCUAGCGCGCGUGCUGCAUGAGGCUCUGGAGCUCAACGACGGUGAGCUGUCAGGCUGUGCUAGUUUAAAGCACCUACCUCCCGACGAGAGACAGCACAUAGUCUCUAUGAGACAAACAGACCUGGAGUUUUUGAGAACCCGCCUUGAUCUACAGAACAGACAAAGCCAACAACAAGAACUACUGCUGCAGGAGAACCAGAGAGAUAUACACACACUCAGAGAGAGCCAGGUGCUGGGUUUCCAGACGCAGGCCAAGCUUGAGAGUGUGAAGGCAGAACUGGAGACUCAGAGACAAGAGACAGAACAGCUUCGGCAGGCUCUACAGGACAGCAUCAACCAGCUACAGAGAAACCAGCAGGAACACAGUGUUACCAACAGAAAUAAUAGGAGCCUUAGUACGGAGAGAACGGACAGAAAGAGUGGAAGAGUGGGCCAUCACAACUGUAUACCAAAUGAAAGCUAUGAAAAGACCCCAGCAGUGAAGAAACGGACCUCACAGAUGAGACUGAAAAGGAGAGAGAGUGAUCUGGAUAAUCUAAAGAAAGAAAUGGGGCAGAAACAGCAGAUCUGUUCAAUGGUCUCUGAUUUGGCCAAUCCUCUGCAAACUCCCGAGAGCUCCCAACACCCUCGGCUCACUGAGGCCCACUGACAUGAAUACAACU
Sinocyclocheilus grahami is the source of this 1581-nucleotide messenger RNA. Its product is annotated as forkhead-associated domain-containing protein 1. The record is from RefSeq and is a predicted model, not a curated record. NCBI's taxonomy places the organism in Eukaryota, Metazoa, Chordata, Actinopteri, Cypriniformes, Cyprinidae. The transcript is spliced from 12 exons. The coding region runs from base 21 to 1568 and encodes 515 amino acids.